Messenger RNA from Candida tropicalis MYA-3404, 459 nucleotides. Its product is annotated as p24 family protein. The transcript has a single exon. Bases 1 to 459 code for a protein of 152 amino acids. The record is from RefSeq and is a predicted model, not a curated record. Lineage: Eukaryota; Fungi; Ascomycota; Pichiomycetes; Serinales; Debaryomycetaceae.
AUGGAAAUAAAGUUAUGGAAGAUACCAAACAAAGACAAGGAGAUUUUGUAUUUACUGCUGAUUAUACUGGAGAAUAUGAAUUUUGUUUCUCAAAUACAAUGUCUACAUUUGCUGAAAAAAUUGUUGAUUUUGAAAUCAAAUUUGAAAAUGAUAAUGAACAAAAUGGUGAUAGUAAAUUUAAAGCUAAUUUACCUAAUCAACCAAGUGGUAAAUCUUCGACUUAUGUUUGAAAAUAUGAGAAAAACUGUUGAUAAAAUUGAAGAUCAAUUAGAUGGCUUAUAUAAAGCUUUACAAUAUUACAAAACCAGAAAUAAUAGAAACCAAGCAACUGUUCAAUCUACUGAAUCAAGAAUCUAUUAUUUCUCAAUCUUUGAAGUUUUAUUAAUGGUUGGUAUGGCUUUCUUACAAAUUACCAUUGUUCAAUUAUUCUUUAGAGGUUCAAGAAAACAAUUGGUUUAA